Drosophila novamexicana is the source of this 856-nucleotide messenger RNA. RefSeq names its product heat shock protein 26-like. Gene Ontology annotation, molecular function: protein folding chaperone. Gene Ontology annotation, biological process: protein refolding; response to heat. The record is from RefSeq and is a predicted model, not a curated record. NCBI's taxonomy places the organism in Eukaryota, Metazoa, Arthropoda, Insecta, Diptera, Drosophilidae. The transcript has a single exon. The coding region runs from base 116 to 766 and encodes 216 amino acids.
ACAACAGUAUUCGUCGAGAGCAGAACUUCGCUGUGCGAAAAAAGAUUAUUAAACCGGCAGAAAACUUUUUUCUGAAGCAACAUAACCUGAAAAUAUAAAAAGAACUUAAAACAAAAUGUCGAUAUCUCAUCUGAUUUCGCUGGUUGAUGCUCUGAACGAGCCUCGUCAACCCGUCUACGACUUUGGAUUGGGCAUGCAUCCGCGCCAGCUACAAGCUCGGGCCAUGCCCCAGUCACUAUUGUCUCCAUGGCAGUGCCCACAUCCAGCCUGUCCCACAUCGCCAGCCGGCAAGAUUAUGGCCAGCCGGCGCAAUCGCGAUUUGGCGAAGAUGACAAAUGGAGAGGGCGAUGGAUGGCGCUGGCCCGUCUCGCAGGUGGGCAAAGAUGGCUUCCAGGUGUGCAUGGACGUCACCCAGUUCACGCCCAGCGAGCUGAACGUCAAGGUGGUGGACAAUUCCAUUGUGGUCGAGGGUAAGCACGAGGAGCGCGAGGACGACCAUGGCUACAUCUCGCGCCAUUUUGUUCGUCGGUAUGCCCUGCCCCAGGGCUAUGAGGCCGAUAAGGUGGUCUCCUCUCUGUCCUCGGACGGCGUGCUCACUGUGAGCGUGCCGAAGCCGCAGCCCAUUGAGGAUAAGUCCAAGGAGCGUGUGAUUCAGAUCCAGCAAGUGGGACCUGCACAUCUGAAUAUCAAGGAGAAUGCCGCAGAGAACAAGCAGGAGGAGUCGAAAGCCAAAAACGCAGCCAAUGGCGGCAAAAACACCAAAUAGAAGCUGUGCAUCAUUCUCUCAUUAUCAUUCCUAAUCAUAUCACAUUCUAUUUAUUAAAAACGAUAUGUACAAACAAAAAGACUAAUAAGU